Messenger RNA from Aethalodelphis obliquidens (Pacific white-sided dolphin), 4513 nucleotides. It is a transcript of the gene CUNH14orf132, whose product is annotated as chromosome unknown C14orf132 homolog. The transcript is spliced from 3 exons. NCBI's taxonomy places the organism in Eukaryota, Metazoa, Chordata, Mammalia, Artiodactyla, Delphinidae. The record is from RefSeq and is a predicted model, not a curated record. The coding region runs from base 214 to 555 and encodes 113 amino acids.
AGCCCUCCACCCAGUGAGCGCAGAGGGAGCUGAAGGCGCCGCGCGGGCUCGGGACCUGCCGCCCCCACCCGGUUGCCGAGGUCGGCGUCGCCGCCGUGGGGUUUCGGGGAGGCCUGCGCGCUGCGUGGCCUUCUCCCGGCCAGCUGUGCGGGCGGCUGGACCAGCAGCAGCAGCAGCAGGGAGAACUCGAGCGCCGGCGGCAGCAGCGACACCAUGGAUCUGUCUUUUAUGGCCGCACAGGACAACUUUUGGAGUAAGAUAGACACGCAGGAAAGCGGACGGCUUUCUGCAUCUCCUCCAAGUGAGCGCACGCCUGUGACCAGCACCCAGCUGCCCAUGAUGGGAGGCGCCUUCAUGGACUCGCCCAACGAGGACUUCAGCACCGAGUACUCCCUCUUUAACUCCUCCACCAACGUGCACGCGGCCUCCAACGGCCAAGGUCAGGCCGAGGAGCCGCCAAGGUCGUCCAACGAUGCCGUCUUGCUGUGGAUCGCCAUCAUAGCGACGCUGGGGAACAUUGUCGUGGUGGGGGUGGUGUAUGCCUUCACCUUCUGAGCCGCGGGAGCUCCGGGACGGCCCCCCCUGUGCCGGGCUCACAGCGGGGCACUGUCGCUGUUGGCCUUUGGCUGCGCCCACGUUCUAGAACCAGGAGUGCUGACCAGGUGCGCGGUCUCUCCAAGGGGAGUCACCAUGCGUCUGGGAUUUCCCCAAGCGGCCCUGAUUUCAGAUACUCCAGGCUGUGGUCCAGCUGAUCCAGAAAAUAUGGGAGCCUGGGCUUCCAGCCCCCGGAGGCACGCCGGGGCAGAGCCUUCGAGGAGUAGAUUGGGGAAUUCUUGAAACUGCAUUCCACGAACACGAGACCAGACGGAGCAGCCAGUCAGUUUAAAAUACAGACAUGGUUGGAUGAUCCUUUGCUGGCACUGAAUAAUCACUUCUGUGUCUCGUUUUUCUGCCAGCUUACCUGAGGGCAAGGGCAGCCCUCAGAACUUGAGUGUUGCCACCCCAAUCUGGUUUCCCAGUCAGCCCCUCGGAAUAUUGGUGGUGGUCACUUGAAGGGUCAUAGAACGUUCCUCAUUUGACUUGGAAAUGGCAUCUUUGUUACCAGACACCUGGCCCCUUAUGAAACCCAAGGUUGGGGGAUUCCUGGUGACGUGGACAGUGAUGGUGGUUUUUAUCUGCUGGAUGGACUUUCUCUUCUUUGUGAAAAGAGGAGAAGGUGCCUUUAAAAAUUAGAUCUGCCAGGCAAUUAACUCUUUAGAUCACCCACUGAAGAUGCUCUUUCCUCUCUGAGAAAUCACGGAAUUUUAGGGAGGAGGUGUGUGUACCUCAUCGAUUGGCGGGUGGGAGGGAGAGGGACGUGAUUUGCCUGUGGUCCCAGGGCAUAUAAAGGCAGGGGUCAGAGUAGGAGGGACAUUUCCUGCCCAUCAGUUCUGGGCUGUCUCUGCCCCAUCUAAGCACUGUCUUGAGCAGAUUCCUGCCUUCUCAGCUGCCCUGGGCAGAAUGUCCAGAGGGUCUGGAAGCGGUGUGCAGGGCGGGCAGGGAGUUAGACACCCACACUGUACCCUUGGUUUGGCUCCCAUGCACCCUUGCAGGUGUAAAUAUGCUCUGCCUGAGUCAGUUCCCUUACAAGCUUAAAUGGCAGCGGCUGGGGGGCUGGCACACCUGGGAGCCCCUCAUCAGGGCCAGAGCGCUGCUGGCCUUUGGGUGCACCCACGUGCUGGGGGGAUCAGUAUAGGAAAGGGCUCACUUUUCUUCAUGGCGCAGUGCCCCCCUUCCUGAAACAGCUCUCCCUGUGCCCCCGAGUGGGACGAGCUGAGACACGGGCUUGCUUGCCUACAAGCCAGCAGUGGCUUUCUUCUUCCUCCCUGCUCUGUACAGAAGGAAACAGAGGCAGAAACUCCUCCUCUGUGGUUGAGAGACUUAGAAGACCGGUACAGAAGCCCUCAUGCAUACUCGGAGGCAAUUGCAAAAAGGCUGAAUUUGUCACUGUGGUCUCAGGAGAAAUGAGUGUUUUUGAUAGGCAAAGGGACAUCUUAAUUGUCCAGAGGAAGCCACUCGUCUGUGGGAGAUUGGCACCGAGCUGCCAUGAUAACAGGAUUACCGGCCCACGCUGCAGACAGCGCCGGCCACCAGCCCUUAUUGGCCGCAUCUGUCACUGCCGCCUGGUGUCCAUCCACAAGUGCUUCAGUUCAAGUGGAGGUCGUGAGCACAGAGAGCUGGCGUGACCUUUGUGGAGCGGGAGAAGGGCUGUGGUACCUUUGGCCUGGACUCCUUCUGGAAUCGCUGAGCGCGCCCUGCUGUCUGGAGGCAGGACCAGCCUGGAGGCGGGGCUGGAUGGCGGCCGUUGUGAGCACAUCAUUCCAGCUGCUUCUCCAGCAAACUCCUGUCCAUCAAGGCCUGGCAUCUGCCCCGUGAGCAAGGUCUUUCUUAGACACGCGGCUUUAUGAGGGAACCCAAGGGGGGGACUCCAGAGCCAGGGUGGGGAGACAAGGUGUCUUCAUGGGGGCCGUCCAGCCCCAAUACCCCGAUUCUUUGUCUUCUGACCCCACAUCCCCAGGGAGCCUGCAGCCUUUAAGAGGCAGGUGGCAGCUCCCCGUUCUCAGAUGGCCUGUGGGGAUGGCUAUGGGAGAGAAGGUUCUAUGUUUGAUAACAGGGGGAGGAGUGGGGAAGAGAGGAAAUGUUGGCUUUUAGCUCUAAGGAGACCACCAGCCUCCCAGGGCAGCCCUGGUGGGCCCUGUGUUCGCUGGGCAUUUCUGGGCACAGAGGUCUCCCCUCUGAAGGUUUUGUUUUCCCUGACAUGAAAACUGACAUGCUGGCAGUUAAAUUCAACUUCCAGGUCUUUCUUUUCAGUGUCAGGGCCAUAGAUGGUCAAGAGCUUUAAAGAGCUUCUUGUCUAAACCAUGCAUCGUACGGAUCACAGUGACUUGCCCAGGGUCACCCCAUUUCCAUCUCCUGUGAAUUUUUUUUCCACCUUCACUCAGAUAGCAGCAGGGAUCGAUGCACAUGUUAGAUUUCUAGCCAGAGUGCACUGCCCCUUCCCUCAUGCUGCAGUUGGGGUUCUGUCUUUGAUGUUAAGUAAAGGCCAAGAGAUCUGCCAUCAUUGCUUGAGUCUUGUGUCCAAGCCUUGUGCCAGAUUCACAGGCACAGAUUUAAUCCCUACGCUUCCCUUAGAGCAUCAUUGCUCCAACACACAGUUAAAGGACCAGAAGCCCCGAGGAGCGGAAUCACUUGCCCGCGGCCACACGGCAGGAAAGUGAGGCUUAAAGCCGGACUCUUUCUGGAACAACGCAGCGCUGCCUUCCGUGGCUGGGCGGCGCCUCCAGGGCACAUUUAAACCAGGCCCUGGGUCUCCAGAGGCCGUUUCCCGAGCUCCCACGUCAUGACGUGGCCUCUGCAGGUUGAAGUCUCUGACCAUCCUUGGAAUGGGGCACGUUCAUCCCCCCUUCUCUGCCCAGGCUCUGGGGGGCGUGGUCCCUGUUGCCUGCACCCCCCCCUUUAAGUUGAACUCAAGUCUCUCUGCAUGGCCAGAGAAGUUCCCAGAGACCAGCUUUCUCGGGACCCAUGAAGAAGGCCCUGACCCAGACCCGGAGCCCCACAGAGGGACCCACACGAGGAGUGAGGCUCACACAGGCAGAAUUGAGAAGGAGAGUCAUGGGAUGGUCUGUGCUGCAGGCUGGGCCCCAGCCCAGACUCAGGUCUUCCGCGGAGCCCCAGGGCUCUCCCGAGCAGCUGGGGAUGGCCGCUCCUCUCUCGGACCCCAGCCUGGGGCUCCCGUUCUGGCUUCUCCCAUGUGAGGCUGGCCCCUGAGCCCACCCUGGCUUGAUGGGUCCGUGCUGAGGAAGGAGGGGUUGCCUCUUCAGUAGCUGUUCCUCAGAGAAGGGGUCCUACCACUGCUGGAAUAUGCGCCUCUGCGUGCUUCUGCAUUUCCCCUCUGCCAGCCGUGGGUGUCGCACACCUGUGUGUGUUUGCGCUUCACCGCACAGACCAGCACUUGCUUUAUGAGGUCAUGAGUUGCAGUCCUUGGAGCUUUGGAGGAGAGGCCAGGCCAGGGGACGCUUUAGCCGGGCAUGUCCUAAGGGGAUUCCGCCUCCUAUAGGCCUUGGGAGAGUCAACCGCUCUGCCGGCCCCUGCUCUGUCUUUCCUGCCCUUUCCAUGGGAUUAAGAGGCAAAUGAGACUCCCUUGACCCCGUCUACCCCCCGGAGAAAGAUGCUCAUACUUCCUUUCAGGGGUCCCCCGGAAUCUGAGGGAGAAAAGCAGGGAGGACAGGCUAGUACCACGGGCCUCGAGAGACAACAGGCCAGUUUCCAGCUUGUUCUGAACGGAAGGACUCGCUGCCCGCCAACCCACUAGCAUCUGUCGGAAUCCCUCCCUGGAGACUGGAGACACUUGGCUGCCAUCGACACUGCUGCCCGAUUCCUUCCAGACAAAUGGUCCUCUCCUUCUGCAGGAACUUGACCUUCCCUCAUUAUUAGUAGUGAUAUUGUUAACAAUGAUUAGUGCUGUCGUUACACA